Messenger RNA from Symbiodinium sp. CCMP2456, 1827 nucleotides. Lineage: Eukaryota; Dinophyceae; Suessiales; Symbiodiniaceae. The record is from the annotation of a GenBank genome assembly.
AUGCCCGUCAAAAUCUUCAUCUUCGCGUACAUCAUGGCUGUAAUGGCCAUGUUGUUAAUCAUGGUCUUGGUGGUCAUCAUGGUCAUGAUUGUCACCUCGGCCGUCGUGAGCAUGAUCCGCACCAUCACCAUGGCUGGCGUCACUUCCAUUACCGCCAUCAACACGAUCAGCCCCAUCGCCAACUUCAUGACGAUUUUUCACCUUCGUUUCACAGUCAACACCGUUAUCGGGUGCACCAUGCUCAUCUUGGCCAUCGCCAUCGCGUCAGCCUCACCGACGAGCCACCAGUGCGUCGCCGUGACGUGUACCGACUUUUUGAAGUUGCGAGCAGACCUGAUGGCCCAGUGCCUAAGCCACCCGUGCAGAAGAUGGAGUCAGAAGCCAAAGACUGGAGACGAACUUGCACGAUACAGGGAACACUACGGCACAUCGACCCUCCUCCGCGCAGAGAGCCGAGAUGCGAGCUUCUGCAAUCUUUCGGAAGGCACAGGCAGUGGCCGAUUGGCACAUCUUUGCCAGUUGCUUUUUAAGUGCAGCAGAAGCUACAGCAGUCGAUUCUGGCACUGCUUUAGCCAGGAAGACAGCAUUGGGCUUUUGAAGCCAAUAUGUGUCGAGUGCAACCACGAUGAGGGCUUCGAGCGACGAGUUCUCACCCGGGUGCAGCUCAGAACCUGGGGCGAGCUGUGCAUGCCCGUGUGCCCGCACACCGGCCGGGCAACAGAAGAGCCGUGCAACACAAGCUGCUUUGUCGAGUCCAACGUUCCAAUCAAAUACCCCGAGUACAUCUCCCACCGCUCGCUGGCUUGGAAGCAAGGGAAGUGGGUGCCAAGCCCUGCCACCGUGGACAAGUUCGUCAGGGAGGGUGGGGAGCAGUGGUCGGCCACCUUUGAGUGCUGGGACUUUCAAACCGGCCCUGUUGGUUUCCCCAUUUGCGACGGCUCUGAUCCACGAAAUUGGCCCGAUGAAGUUGGCGUGUGGCAGGUUGUCGCAUGCCCCGAUGGAGAAAUCGACCCGCCUCCUGUACCACGUUACAGCAAUACAAUCCAGACCUCCUGCGCGAACCUUUCGGACACAUGCAUGGACGAUCUGACCUGGGCUAUGAAAAUCGGGAUUUUCCAAGCGCCGGACUGGUAUCCAGGCUUGAAGUUCAACUCCACGCCGGAUGAGUUCCAAAUGUUCAUCCAUACGGUGCUAGGGAGCUGCCCGCCUCCGUGCUCGCAGGGACCCUACUUCGAGCCGGUGGAUGGAGGCGUCAACCGUGUCUGCCGGGGUCUGACGCCCGAGGAUAACUCCAACUCCUAUUUCACCGUCCGUGUCGCAAAUUCGACGGAUGCGUGCAAACAGCUUUGCGCCGACUCAUCCGGCUGCCGCGGUGUGGAGUACGCUGCAGAGUCUGGCCGGUGCGAAAUUUGGCUUCGCGAGGGCGGCAUCGAGGCGAGUAACAAAGCCUUCGGGUUCGAAUGUUGGCGGUACAUUGACCCCAAUGGUUCCAGCGGACCGCCAGUGACGACGACGCUGCUCCCACAUCAGCUGAUGUACUUCCAGGGUUUCGACGGCGUUGCCAAAGAUCGCGUUUGUCGAGGAGCGAACCCGAAUGACAACAGCUGGUUGUACUACGAUUUGUACUGGACCUCCACGCUCCAGGGCUGCCAGUCGCAGUGCAUCGAAGUGGCAGGAUGCAAAGGUGUGGAGUACGCAGCGUCUAUCGGCCGCUGUGAGGUGUGGACGAAGCCGGAGGGCAUUCAGGCGGUCCGUGUGUCGGCCGGAAACGACUGUUGGCUCUACGCGCCACCCGGAACCGGAGUUGGUACGAUCGACGCAUGGUGA